GCAUUUCAUUGCUACCCUGCAUGAUGAAAUGAAAUAUAUGGAGAGGAAGAUAAUGGUUGAUAUUGGUGGAUUCAACUUCAUGUACAAGUGGCAUGAGGUGAUAGAUCGUGGUUUUAUGUUUGCAAUGCCAUGGAAGCUGAAGAGUCUGCAUCUCUCUGUACCUGAGUUCAACAUUCCUCUUCUUCAAGAGGGGCAGCAGAUAAGGUUAUCUGAUCUCAAGACUGAAACUGAAUUUACUAAACCUCCGGACUACCUGCAGGAGAGUGAGCUGAUAUCUCUGAUGGACCAGCACGGUAUUGGUACAGAUGCAUCUAUUCCUCAGCACAUGAAGAAUAUAUGCGACAGGCAUUAUGUUGAUGUCUGUGGACCAGGAGAGGACGGACAACGAGGGCAGGUUAUUCAGAUCAGAAAGCACUGGGGUAAAAAGGGAGGAGGUGGAGGGGGACCUCCGCAACAGCAACAGCAACGGCCAACCUCAAGGCAUAUGGUGCCCAGACCUUUUGGAUUGGCUUUCUUGUCUUGCUUUGAGGAAUUGGAUCAAGAGCUGUGCGAUCCUAAGAUUAGAAGUUUUAUGGAGGAACAGGUCGGUUGAUUGGAUAAUUAGUUG
Messenger RNA from Eurytemora carolleeae, 607 nucleotides. Its product is annotated as DNA topoisomerase 3-beta. Gene Ontology annotation, cellular component: nucleus. Gene Ontology annotation, molecular function: DNA topoisomerase type I (single strand cut, ATP-independent) activity; DNA binding. Gene Ontology annotation, biological process: DNA topological change. The record is from RefSeq and is a predicted model, not a curated record. NCBI's taxonomy places the organism in Eukaryota, Metazoa, Arthropoda, Copepoda, Calanoida, Temoridae.